AUGAAGGAGAAUUCUGUCGACGCGGAUGACGCUACGUUCGAACUUCGCGCCAUGUACGCGCGCGUUCGAGCGCUCGCGCGCGAUGAAUCGGCGCUGUGGAGACACUUGAAGUGCGACAAUGACAUCGUGCUUCGGUUUAAGACGAACGGGGAGGCGAACGGGGAUGAUUCGGUGCGGAGAGAAGUCGAGACGCGGUUGAGACGGGAGCGAGACGGGGCGUACGUGAGCAUGGAGGACGUCGCGUUGAACGGGGAGGAUUUCGAUGUUGACGUGGUGUACGGACGAGACGUCUGGGCGCGUGGGCGAGUGCGACGAUUGGAGAGCAGGGAGUGGACGAUGCGGUUGGUGGCGACGCCGGCGCGCGGAAUCGGAAGGUCUCGCGAGGCCGAAAAGGCGGUUUCGAGAGAGAGCGAGAGCUCGUUCGAGGUCGAGAUCGGUUUGAUCGGAAUGUCGCGGAAGGAGCAGGUGUGCUUGGUGAGUCAGGUUGAGCUCCCGAUGCAACGCGUGGCGCCGUCGCCGCGAACGCCUCGCGGCGUCGCUGUGGUGGGCGAGACGAGCGCGAUGCUUCCGGCGAUCGACGAGCACGCCACCGAGCGCGCCGAAUCCAAAGCCGUGGCGAGGCAGCAUCACAAGUACUCGUCGUGGAGAUCGACCUCGCUCCUAGGUGGAGGCGAUUUGGAGAGUCUCGCUAUUCUCAGUAAGAUGCGCCAGCGAUACGAAUCAAUCAUGGACUUCCCGGAUGAGUACCCGGUGGAGCCGAUGAAACUGAGCUGGUUUGAGGCUUCGCUCCGUCUCGGCAUCGGCGUCGGUCUCGGCGCCGUCCUGGGCGUCGGUCUCGGCGUGGGCGUCGUCGUGAACGGAUUCCGAGCCAUCGGUUCCGGACGAAUCUCGCCGACGGUGCGCUCGCGAAAGAGCUCCCUCGAAAAUUUGGACCUGUGA
Messenger RNA from Ostreococcus tauri, 939 nucleotides. Its product is annotated as unnamed product. NCBI's taxonomy places the organism in Eukaryota, Viridiplantae, Chlorophyta, Mamiellophyceae, Mamiellales, Bathycoccaceae. The transcript has a single exon. The record is from RefSeq and is a predicted model, not a curated record. The coding region runs from base 1 to 939 and encodes 312 amino acids.